This is a messenger RNA of Pseudoliparis swirei, 995 nucleotides long. RefSeq names its product gamma-aminobutyric acid receptor-associated protein-like 2. Lineage: Eukaryota; Metazoa; Chordata; Actinopteri; Perciformes; Liparidae. Gene Ontology annotation, molecular function: ubiquitin protein ligase binding. Gene Ontology annotation, biological process: macroautophagy; autophagy of mitochondrion; autophagosome assembly. Gene Ontology annotation, cellular component: autophagosome membrane; cytosol; autophagosome. The transcript has 4 exons. The record is from RefSeq and is a predicted model, not a curated record. Bases 199 to 552 code for a protein of 117 amino acids.
UUGUUUUUGCUCGACAGCUGUGCUGCGCCCGUCUCGUGCGCUCAUUAACAAACAAAAAAACAGUCACGCGCUAAAGAGGGUUAAUUAAACUCUAGAUACAUAUAUUCAGGAUAUAUAAUAUAUAGAGAUAUAUAUUUAACAUUUCGUGUUCAUUGCGACCUUUCCUGCUGCAUCGAGCGAGAAAAGAGCCCCGGAAACAUGAAAUGGAUGUUCAAAGAGGAUCACUCCUUGGAACAUCGAUGCAUAGAAUCGGCCAAAAUCCGCAACAAGUACCCUGACCGCGUCCCGGUGAUCGUGGAGAAGGUGUCGGGCUCUCAGAUCGUGGACAUCGACAAGAGGAAGUACCUGGUGCCCUCUGACAUCACCGUGGCCCAGUUCAUGUGGAUCAUCAGGAAGCGCAUCCAGCUGCCCUCGGAGAAGGCCAUCUUCCUGUUUGUGGACAAGACGGUGCCCCAGUCCAGCAUCACGAUGGGGCAGCUGUACGAGAAGGAGAAGGACGAGGACGGCUUUUUAUACGUGGCCUUCAGCGGCGAGAACACCUUUGGUUUGUGAAGGAGACGCCACACCUCCCCCUCUCCCUCCUCCGCCUCCUCUUCCUCCUCGUCUAAUCACAGCCCUCACCUGGAGGAACCGCGGGGAAACCCCCGAGAUUCAGAGACAUGAAGGUACCCGAGAGGCGGGGCUCACCUGGCUGGACGCUCACCAGGUGGUUCUGGCCCACGUUGCACCAGUUCUUCAAAGAUCCAUAGAUUCACUUGUGUAUAGUGUUAUAUUUGAAUUAUUAUUGUUAUUAUUGUUUGUUGUUGAUUUGGUUUGAGUGUUUUUAGAAGGAACUUUGAUUUUUUUGUCUUUUUUUCCCACAUUUUAAAGGAUAUGCGUGAAUGAAUGCUUGUAGCUAUGCUUUCCUCCUCGAAGACGAUAUUUAAAAAGAUUAAUUUUAAUAUUUGAAAUUAAAUUAGAAUGAACUAUAACCAAUAAAAAAGCUUAAAAUGAAA